Messenger RNA from Cannabis sativa, 471 nucleotides. RefSeq lists its product as uncharacterized. The transcript has a single exon. NCBI's taxonomy places the organism in Eukaryota, Viridiplantae, Streptophyta, Magnoliopsida, Rosales, Cannabaceae. The record is from RefSeq and is a predicted model, not a curated record. Bases 1 to 471 code for a protein of 156 amino acids.
AUGGCUACUGGUCAGCAAGUGAACUUUGACAAGUCCUCUGUGUUCUUUAGUACGAAUACUUCGUCUGCAACAAGACAUGCUAUAUGUACUCGAAUGGGUAUUCAGGAGGUGUCGGAGCAUCGUAAAUAUUUAGGACUACCAAGUACUGUUGGUAGAAAUAAAAAUGUUGUCUUCGGCUACUUGAAGGACAAAGUGCAUAAAAAGAUUCAAACUUGGGACAACAAGUUCCUCUCAAGAGCGGGUAAGGAAGUUCUCAUUAAGUCAGUGAUUCAAGCUCUCCUUGCUUACACCAUGAAUGUCUUUCUCAAUCCUGUUGAAAUUUGUAAUGAUAUUGAGCGAUCUAUUAGUCAAUUUUGGUGGAGAUCUUCAUCAAAAAAAGAUAUUCAUUUGAUGAAGUGGGACAAGUUGUCUGCUCAUAAAGUCAAUGGUGGGGGUGGUUUUCGUGACUUUAGGGACUUUAAUUUUCUUUGA